AUUUUGAAGAGACCAAGGUUGGGGGGGGGGCUUAUUUCCUGACAGCUAUUUACUUAGAGCAAAUGAUUAGUUUUAGAAGGAUGGACUAUAACAUUGAAUCAAUUACAAAACGCGGUUUUUGAGCCCCUUACUGUUGGAGCUACAGGGAGAGAAACAGAGGGGGAGACUACAAGAGAUCAUUGGAGGCCGUGGACACACUCUUUACUCCAUGUGUGGGACAUUCAUUGCGGAAUAACAUAGCAGAAGUUUCCCAGAACUAUGGGGACUUCCCAUCCAGCGUUCCUGGUCUUAGGCUGUCUUCUCACAGGGCUGAGCCUAAUCCUCUGCCAGCUUUCGUUACCCUCUAUCCUUCCAAAUGAAAAUGAAAAGGUUGUGCAGCUGAAUUCAUCCUUUUCUCUGAGAUGCUUUGGGGAUAGUGAAGUGAGCUGGCAGUACCCCAUGUCUGAAGAAGAGAACUCUGAUGUGGAAAUCAGAAAUGAAGAAAACAACAGUGGCCUUUUUGUGACAGUCUUGGAAGUGAGCAGUGCCUCGGCGGCCCACACAGGGUUGUACACUUGCUAUUACAACCACACUCAGACAGAAGAGAAUGAGCUUGAAGGCAGGCACAUUUACAUCUAUGUGCCAGACCCAGAUGUAGCCUUUGUACCUCUAGGAAUGACGGAUUAUUUAGUCAUUGUGGAGGACGAUGAUUCUGCCAUCAUACCUUGUCGCACAACUGAUCCCGAGACUCCUGUAACUUUACACAACAGCGAGGGGGUGGUACCUGCCUCCUACAACAGCAGACAGGGCUUUAAUGGGACCUUCACUGUAGGGCCCUAUAUCUGUGAGGCCACCGUCAAAGGAAAGAAGUUCCAGACCAUCCCAUUUAAUGUUUAUGCUUUAAAAGCAACAUCAGAGCUGGAUCUAGAAAUGGAAGCUCUUAAAACCGUGUAUAAGUCAGGGGAAACGAUUGUGGUCACCUGUGCUGUUUUUAACAAUGAGGUGGUUGACCUUCAGUGGACUUACCCUGGAGAAGUGAAAGGCAAAGGCAUCACAAUGCUGGAAGAAAUCAAAGUCCCAUCCAUCAAAUUGGUGUACACUUUGACGGUCCCCGAGGCCACGGUGAAAGACAGUGGAGAUUACGAAUGUGCUGCCCGCCAGGCUACCAGGGAGGUCAAAGAAAUGAAGAGAGUCACUAUUUCUGUUCAUGAGAAAGGGUUCAUUGAAAUCAAACCCACCUUUAGCCAGCUGGAAGCUGUCAACCUGCAUGAAGUCAAACAUUUUGUCGUAGAGGUGCAGGCCUACCCACCUCCCAGGAUAUCCUGGCUGAAAAACAAUCUGACUCUGAUCGAAAAUCUCACGGAGAUCACCACUGAUGUGGAAAAGAUUCAGGAAAUAAGGUAUCGAAGCAAAUUAAAGCUUAUCCGUGCUAAGGAAGAAGACAGUGGCCAUUAUACUAUUGUAGCUCAAAAUGAAGAUGAUGUGAAGAGCUAUACUUUUGAACUGUUAACUCAAGUUCCUUCAUCCAUUCUGGACUUGGUCGAUGAUCACCAUGGCUCAACUGGGGGACAGACGGUGAGGUGCACAGCUGAAGGCACGCCGCUUCCUGAUAUUGAGUGGAUGAUAUGCAAGGAUAUUAAGAAAUGUAAUAAUGAAACUUCCUGGACGAUUUUGGCCAACAAUGUCUCAAACAUCAUCACGGAGAUCCACCCCCGAGACAGGAGUACCGUGGAGGGCCUUGUGACUUUUGCCAAAGUGGAAGAGACCAUUGCGGUGAGAUGCCUGGCUAAGAAUCUCCUUGGAGCUGAGAACCGAGAGCUGAAGCUGGUGGCUCCCACCCUGCGUUCUGAACUCACGGUGGCUGCUGCAGUCCUGGUGCUGCUGGUGAUUGUGAUCAUCUCACUCAUUGUCCUGGUUGUCAUUUGGAAACAGAAACCGAGGUAUGAAAUUCGCUGGAGGGUCAUUGAAUCAAUCAGCCCAGAUGGACAUGAAUAUAUUUAUGUGGACCCGAUGCAGCUGCCUUAUGACUCGAGAUGGGAGUUUCCAAGAGAUGGACUAGUGCUUGGUCGGGUCUUGGGGUCUGGAGCAUUUGGGAAGGUGGUUGAAGGAACAGCCUAUGGAUUAAGCCGGUCCCAACCUGUCAUGAAAGUUGCAGUGAAGAUGCUAAAACCCACGGCCAGAUCCAGUGAAAAACAAGCUCUCAUGUCUGAACUGAAGAUAAUGACUCACCUGGGGCCACAUUUGAACAUUGUAAACUUGCUGGGAGCCUGCACCAAGUCAGGCCCCAUUUACAUAAUCACGGAGUACUGCUUCUACGGAGAUUUGGUCAACUAUUUGCAUAAGAAUAGGGAUAGCUUCCUGAGCCGCCACCCAGAGAAGCCAAAGAAAGAGCUGGAUAUCUUUGGGUUGAACCCUGCUGAUGACAGCACACGGAGCUAUGUUAUUUUAUCUUUUGAAAACAAUGGUGACUACAUGGACAUGAAGCAGGCUGAUACUACACAGUAUGUCCCCAUGCUAGAAAGGAAAGAGGUUUCUAAAUAUUCCGACAUCCAGAGAUCACUGUAUGAUCGUCCAGCCUCAUAUAAGAAGAAAUCUAUGUUAGACUCAGAAGUCAAAAACCUCCUUUCAGAUGAUAACUCAGAAGGCCUUACUUUAUUGGAUUUGUUGAGCUUCACCUAUCAAGUUGCCCGAGGAAUGGAGUUUUUGGCUUCAAAAAAUUGUGUCCACCGGGAUCUGGCUGCUCGCAACGUCCUCCUGGCACAAGGAAAAAUUGUGAAGAUCUGUGACUUUGGCCUGGCCAGAGACAUCAUGCAUGAUUCGAACUACGUAUCGAAAGGCAGCACCUUUCUGCCUGUGAAGUGGAUGGCUCCUGAGAGCAUCUUUGACAACCUCUACACCACACUGAGUGAUGUCUGGUCUUACGGCAUUCUGCUCUGGGAGAUCUUUUCCCUUGGUGGUACUCCUUACCCUGGCAUGAUGGUGGAUUCUACUUUCUACAAUAAGAUCAAGAGUGGGUACCGGAUGGCCAAGCCUGACCAUGCUACCAGUGAAGUCUAUGAGAUCAUGGUGAAAUGCUGGAACAGUGAGCCAGAGAAGAGACCCUCUUUUUACCACCUGAGUGAGAUUGUGGAGAAUCUGCUGCCUGGACAAUAUAAAAAGAGUUAUGAAAAAAUUCAUCUGGAUUUCCUGAAGAGUGACCAUCCUGCUGUGGCACGCAUGCGUGUGGACUCAGACAAUGCGUACAUUGGUGUCACCUACAAAAACGAGGAAGACAAGCUGAAGGACUGGGAGGGUGGUCUGGAUGAGCAGAGACUGAGCGCUGACAGCGGCUACAUCAUUCCUCUGCCUGACAUUGACCCUGUCCCUGAGGAGGAGGACCUGGGCAAGAGGAACAGACACAGCUCGCAGACCUCUGAAGAGAGUGCCAUUGAGACGGGUUCCAGCAGUUCCACCUUCAUCAAGAGAGAGGACGAGACCAUUGAAGACAUCGACAUGAUGGACGACAUCGGCAUAGACUCUUCAGACCUGGUGGAAGACAGCUUCCUGUAACUGGCGGAUUCGAGGGGUUCCUUCCACUUCUGGGGCCACCUCUGGAUCCCGUUCAGAAAACCACUUUAUUGCAAUGCGGAGGUUGAGAGGAGGACUUGGUUGAUGUUUAAAGAGAAGUUCCCAGCCAAGGGCCUCAGGGGGCCUUCUAAAUAUGAAUGAAUGGGAUAUUUUGAAAUGAACUUUUUCAGUAGCAUCUCAGCGUUGUGUGAAGUUUGGAGAUAGAUGGACAGGGGAAUAAUAGGCCACAGAAAGUGAACUUUGUGCUUCAAAAACAUUGGUGAGAGUCCAACGGACACAAUUUAUACUGCGACAAAACUUCAGCAUUGUAAUUAUGUAAAUAACUCUAACCAAGGCUAUGUUUAGAUUGUAUUAACUAUCUUCUUUGGACUUCUGAAGAGACCACUCAAUCCAUCCAUGUACUUCCCUCUUGAAACCUGAUGUCAGCUGCUGUUGAACUUUUUAAAGAAGUGCAUGAAAAACCACUUUUGAACCUUAAAAGGUACUGGUACUAUAACAUUUUGCUAUUUUUUUUAGUGUUAAAGAGAUAAAGAAUAACAAUUAACCAACUUUGUUUAAUAGAUUUGGGGCAUUUAGAAGCCUGACAACUCAUUUUCAUAUUGUAAUCUACAUUUAUAAUAAUACUACUGUUAUCAGUAAUGCUAAAUGUGUAAUACGUAACAUGAUUUCCCUCCAGAGAAAGCACAAUUUAAAACAAUCCUUACUAAGUAGGUGACAAGUUUGACAGUUUUUGACAUUUAUAUUAAAUAACAUGUUUCUCUAUAAAGUAUGGUAAUAGCUUUAGUGAAUUAAAUUUAGUUGAGCAUAGAGAACAAAGUAAAAGUAGUGUUGUCCAGGAAGUCAGAAUUUUUAACUGUGCUGAGUAGGUUCCCCAAUCCAUUGUAUUAAAAACAAUUAACUGCCCUCUGAAAUAAUGGGAUUAGAAACAAACAAAACUCUUUUUUUUUUUUUUUUUUUUUU
Molecule: messenger RNA, 4506 nt
Organism: Rhinopithecus roxellana (golden snub-nosed monkey)
Lineage: Eukaryota; Metazoa; Chordata; Mammalia; Primates; Cercopithecidae
Gene: PDGFRA
Product: platelet derived growth factor receptor alpha
Exons: 23
Coding region: 259-3528 (1089 amino acids)
Biological process (GO): positive regulation of kinase activity; embryonic cranial skeleton morphogenesis; multicellular organism development
Cellular component (GO): signaling receptor complex
Molecular function (GO): platelet-derived growth factor binding; platelet-derived growth factor alpha-receptor activity; ATP binding
Source: RefSeq, a predicted model, not a curated record